CAUCCCAUGACUUGACUAACUUUCAGUUCGCACGCUAUACAUUAGUAAACAUAUAAUGCAGCAGUCGACCUUAUACAGUCUAGUCUCAGUUUAUCAGCAGUAGGAAUAAUGUUCGCCUUUAACGCGCUCGUGUGCGCGAGUGCUGCGCUGUACAGCGCCGGUGCGUUUGUGUUGCAGAACAGACACGAGGUCAACAACAGACCGAUCAUCGGUAUUUUGACUCAAGAGGUUACUGAUGACAAUCUGAAAAAGUUUGGAAACACAUACAUCCCUACAUCUUAUGUGACAUACAUUGAAUCCGGGGGUGCUAGAGUUGUGCCAAUAAAGCUAAAUCAGAGUUUUGCAGAGCAUGAGAAGAUCUUCAGGUCAAUAAAUGGUCUUCUUCUCAUAGGGGGAUCAGUGAACCUGGAGACAUCUGACUUUGCUCACAUUGCUGGAUUUUACUUUAGACUUGCUAUCAAAGCAAAUGACAAAGGGGACUACUUUCCUAUAUGGGGAACAUGCCUGGGGUUACAGCUGCUCACUGUGCUGGUGGCUGGAGAAAACCUUUUGAGCAGAACUGUCGCAGAGAAUGUCACAUAUCCACUUAACUUCACUACAGAGGCUCAAUCCAGUCGCAUAUUUAAGGACUUUCCACCUAACCUUCUUAAAGCAUUAUCUCAGGAGCCGCUCACUGCAAAUUUCCACCAUUUUGGAGUCACCAAAGAGGCAUUCAUGGGUAACGAGAAAUUAAAUGUCUUCUUUUCCAUUCUGUCCACAAACGUGGCAGAAAAUGGACCCGUCUUUGUUUCUACAAUAGAAGGCAGAAAAUAUCCUGUUUAUGGUGUACAGUGGCACCCAGAAGUAAACCGCUUCCAGUGGGAUCCUCAUUACAACUUCCCACAUUCAAGCAAUGCUGUGGGUGUGUCAUCUCUACUGGCUGAGUUCUUCGUAAAUGAGGGGAGAAGAAGCCUUCAUCACUUCAGUGACACAGCAGAAGAGAACAGAGCCCUUAUAUACAACUACAACCCUGUUUAUGUGGGAAAUGUCUCUGCAUAUGAACAGUCUUAUUUCUUUUGAGACCUAACACAAUUCAAGAUACUUAGAACGAAAAACAAAUAAAAACAUUUUAGAUUUAAAAUAUUCAAACAGUUUAUUUGUGUAAUAAUUUGAGUUACAAGAGAUGGACACAUUUUUUAUGCUGACUUUCUAUUUAGUGCAAGACUCAUUGGUGUGGUUAAGAUGUUUACUUUAUUCUUUCAAGAGGGCAAGUGUUAGUAGAUAAAUAUGUGCUUAUUAAAGGCAUAGUCCACCCAAAAAUGAAAAUCUGUCUUUAUUUACUCACCCUCAAGUUGUUCCAAACUUGUAUACAUUUCUUUGUUCGGUUGAACUCAAAGUAAGAUCUUUUGAAGAAUGUUAGAGACUGAAAUUUCUGGGGUAGUCAAUAAAUGGUAGUCGAAGGUGCCCCAGAACUGUUUGUUUUCCUAAAUUCUUCAAAAUAUAUUUUCUGUUUAAAGGAACAAAAUAAAUAAAAAUUAUAGCCUACUAUGGUAGUCAAUGAUUCCCUGGAAAUCGCAGUUGCUAACAUUCAUCCAAAUAUGUUUCUUUGUGUUCAACAGAACAUAACACAACAAAUACAUUUGAGGACGAGUAAUUCAUGACAGAAUUUUCAUUUUUGGGUGGACUAUCCCUUUAAAACGGACAAAUUUCCACAUUAUGAAACAUACGCGUGUACCAGAAGAGGGCAGUAUUUGCCGUAACAGGGCACAAAGUAGUCAAAAUGAUAACAUUUGAUAAUAUAUAUAUAUACUGUAUAUAUAUAUAUAUAUUUUUUUUUUUAAUGAUUAAUAUGUUAUAUAAUUGACAUUUAGAACCUUUGUUUGCGUAUUUGUAAAUGUACAACCUGAAAGGUACAUUUAAUAUAGGGUGAUAAAUUUCCUUUAAUGAAUCUGAUUAUAAAGCUGUAAAAAAUAAAACGUUAAAUUAUAUGGCUUUUGUUUUUGGUUGUUAGGAGAUGUGAGAGUUGCCUUGGUCACACUACACAAUGUAUU
Messenger RNA from Triplophysa rosa, 2030 nucleotides. RefSeq names its product gamma-glutamyl hydrolase (gene gghl). Gene Ontology annotation, cellular component: vacuole. Gene Ontology annotation, molecular function: gamma-glutamyl-peptidase activity. Gene Ontology annotation, biological process: tetrahydrofolylpolyglutamate metabolic process. The record is from RefSeq and is a predicted model, not a curated record. The transcript is spliced from 9 exons. NCBI's taxonomy places the organism in Eukaryota, Metazoa, Chordata, Actinopteri, Cypriniformes, Nemacheilidae. Bases 109 to 1059 code for a protein of 316 amino acids.